AUGGACGGCGUCAAGCAGAUGGUGGCGCGGCCGACGCAGCUGGCGGAGCAGAUGAGCAAGUUCGCGGCGGACGUAUGCACAAGGAAGCAGGAGUGCCUCCAGCUGAAGGAUCGCGCCGACGAACUCAUCCAGCUCCUCCACAAGGCCGCCUGCGCCGACCUCUACCUCCGGCCCGCCCGCCGCAUCAUCUACGACACCGAGCAGGCCCUCGAAAAGGCCCUCGCUCUCGUCGAAAAGUGCCGCCAUUACGUGGUCCUUCACCUCCUCUUCACCAUCGUCCCUGACGCAGCCUUCGUCCAGACGCACGCUCAGCUCCAGAACUCCGUCGCCGACGUGUCCUGGCUCCUCCGCAUCUCCACUCCGGAAUCAGAAGAUGACAACGAUGGUGGCGUUUUCGUUCGCGGCCUCUGCCCCAUCGCCGAGAACGAGCCUGUUUACUGGUUCAUCUGGGACAACAUCGCUGCGAUCAGGAUCGGCGGUCCCACCACUCGUUCCUUGGCGGCUGCCACCCUCGUCCAGCUUGCCAGCGACAAUCGCUUUGCCAGGUUUGUCAUCGAGGAGGACGGCGUCGAACCGCUGCUACGGCUGUUGAAGGAGGGCGAGGCGGAUGCGCGGGAGAGCGCCGCGCGAGCCCUCGGUCACCUAGGGCGCGACGCGGAGAGCGUCGACUAUCUCAUCAGCGCCGGGGUGUGCCCCGCCUUUGCCAAAGCGCUCACGGGUGGGCCGAUGAAGGUCCAGGCUGCCGUAGCCUGGGCCGUCGCCGAGCUUGUCGCCAAACGCCCCAAGUGUCAGGGCAUCUUCGCCCAGAACAACCUCGUCCGCCUCCUCGUCCCCCACCUCGACCUCCAACAGCCCGUCGACUCCGUUUCCUGGCGUCCCCGGCAAGUAUCAGGCCGCGGACGCGGGGGAAGGGAAGUGACGGAAGAUCCCGAUGCCAUGGCCAACAUGAAGGCGAUGGCUGCGAAAGCCCUGUCACAGCUCGCCAAGAGUAAUGCCCACAUCUGCCUGAGCAUCACCGAAUGCGGAACCCUCCUCAACUUGGCGGCGCUACUCGAAAAGGGCACAGGAGAUGCUCGAUACUAUGCUGCAACGGCGUUAUUGGAAAUCGCCCUCGUAGCGGAGCACGACGACGAUCUAAGGUGGUCUGCGUUCAAGCCCAAUUCGCCGUCGGGCAAGGCAGUGAUCGCCCAAUUCGUCCAAAUUGUAAACAAAGGCGAGAACGAACCCGUACUCAUCUCCAGCAUCACCGCGUUAGGCUGCCUGUCGACAGCGUUCCGGGUGACCGAGACCGACGUCAUCGGCGCUCUGGUUCGCCGGGUGGCGGACGAGAACAGCGAGUCGGCAGUGAGAAUGGAGGCAUUGACUGCGCUCACUAAGUUCGCCAUCUCCAGUAACCUUUUCAUCAGCAAUUGCAAGGCCAUGCUUGACGCCGGAGUUGUCGAGCACCUGAUGCAUCUGGUGUACCUCGAAGAACAGCUUCGGAUCGAAGCGUUGGUUCUCCUAUGCCACAUCGUCAAGAAUGUGGCGGAGAGCGAGGGGUUGAAGGAGGCCGUCCAAUGCGUUCUUACGUGGGCUUCGAGGAAUUCCCAACUGGUGCAGGUGAAGAAGGUGGGCGAUUUGCUGCAGGCGGCCGUGGCGGCCUUGGAGGAGCCCUGCGACUCUCAGAGAGAACAGAGAGUUUAA
Molecule: messenger RNA, 1683 nt
Organism: Zingiber officinale
Lineage: Eukaryota; Viridiplantae; Streptophyta; Magnoliopsida; Zingiberales; Zingiberaceae
Exons: 1
Coding region: 1-1683 (560 amino acids)
Molecular function (GO): protein binding
Source: RefSeq, a predicted model, not a curated record